CAGACAACCAGUCGUUCCAAAAACUUAACGUCUUUUCUAAACAAAUAAACAAUCGAAAUUACAAAUACGUCAGUCAAAUAGGUAGAAAUUUAUUUUGGAAAAUAAUUAAUUUUAUUAGCGAUGUCAGACGAGGAAACAGAGAAAAAUAUUGAACACUUGGUUGGAGAUUCUUGCACAAAGAAUAAUUCUGAUAAUGCCUGUAAUUUAAAAUUUGAUUAUAAGAUUCGUUUUCCCCAUUCCAUGGAGGCGCAAAUUAGACGCAUGAGACUUUCUUUGGAAGGUUGCAAAGAAUUGGUUUUAAAAAUAUAUAGUGUUUUAUUAUGGGAAAAACAUUGGCAUUCUACGGCAAUUAUAGGAGGCAGCACAAUUUUGUUUAUGUUAAUAUGGUUGUGUGAUCCAAAUGUUUUAACAAUUAUAUCACUUUUGGGGUUGUUAUUUACUGUGUGUGAUUAUGUCUUGCCAUCAAUUGUUUCUACACUUUACAAAAAUGAACAAUGGACGCCUAACAAACAAAAACAAUUGGAGGAUAUUUGCACGAAUAUUGUAUUAUACAAAACUAAAACAGAAUUGCUUUUAACUUCUUUCUAUAAAAUGAGGGUGAGCAAUUCUAAAGUGUAUUUUAGUGUAACAAUUAUAACUUUGUCACUUCUUGCGUGGAUUGGUGGAUCAUUUAACAAUCUUUUCCUAACAUAUAUGGCCACAACGUUUGUGCUGCUUAUCCCUGGAAUGAGUUCUAGUGGAAUGUUAAAUAAAUGGUCAGACUCUUUGCAAAAAGUCUUUACUGAUCUGGUCGAAAAUGCAAAGUCCAAAGUGGGACAGAAAAAGGUUGAAUGAUUUAUAGUUAUUUUAAAUAAAUAUUUGGAUUUAAUUUUAAUGUAUUUUAAAUAUUUUUGUUUGUAAGUGAAGUAUUCUUUAAAUUUGUUGGUUUGAUUUUAUCCCAAUUCAAGUUUUGCUCAAUUUGUUUUUAUUUUUGUUAAUACUUUGUUAAAAACCAUUGGUGUGAUGAUAUACAUAUAUCAGAUUUUGGACUGAAUCCUUGUAAGGUUAGUUUUUUACAAAAAUAAAGAAAUUUUUUAUAAAAUUCGUUUAUUAUUUCAACUUAUAAUCUACUUUUUAA
Molecule: messenger RNA, 1117 nt
Organism: Brassicogethes aeneus
Lineage: Eukaryota; Metazoa; Arthropoda; Insecta; Coleoptera; Nitidulidae
Source: the annotation of a GenBank genome assembly